Messenger RNA from Zea mays, 2556 nucleotides. RefSeq lists its product as uncharacterized. NCBI's taxonomy places the organism in Eukaryota, Viridiplantae, Streptophyta, Magnoliopsida, Poales, Poaceae. The record is from RefSeq and is a predicted model, not a curated record. The transcript has 7 exons. The coding region runs from base 1299 to 2300 and encodes 333 amino acids.
CGACGAAGCAUAGACCCAACAGUACUCAACAGAAAAUUGCUAAUGUGUACUGGCCGGAAAGGUUUUGCAAUUCUCCACAACUUUUGUAAUAAAUGUGCUCCCAAAUUCCUCCUUUAUAACCCUCAAAGAUGCAUGAUAUACAACAAAACUCAGUGAUGUGCUCAAGUAUCCUUUUUGAUAGGGUCUGCACCUUAACUGAAAUUGCAGUUAAACAGAAUUUGUGUGCUUCAGAAAUAUAUAUCUUAAUAAAACUGAAUGAUACCUGUAAAAGCUCCUUUGGAGAGAUCAACGAGGUCGUGUAGCGCAAAGAUUAGUAACCAGAGAAUCAGAGAAACAAGAUGAGAGGGGGAAAGAGAGGACGACACUGUAGAUGGAUUGAGGAUGGACUUCUCCUAAACCCUAGCUGCCUUUGGGGAGGUACAACACGAUAGAGUCAGGACGGCUAGAUGGGACUACAUCAUGGGGGCCGUAUGGUGUAGUUUGACUGAGUCAAUGGCUUCCCACCAAAAUGGCCCGAGCUGUUCAGUUAGCGAAAAAACAGAGCAAGCAGUUACAUCUCCUCUUACCCCUUCAUUCGACUCCCAUCUUGCCUCCAUCCCCGAGCUCCCUCCAAGGUCAUCCUCACCUUCGUCCCCAAGUGUUCAAAGUGGCCACUGGACUUCGCUACCAUAGGAUUCAAGGCCUUGUUCCCGAACAGCACCAUCUACAAGGGCCUGUGCCGGCCAUCGGUAUAAUUUGGUACUACUACAACUCAUAGUAUUUUCUAAACUAAAAGGGUGCCCCUCCUCCUCGAUCAUCACCAUUAUGACUCCUUGCCCUCUCAUGUCAAGGUAGUAUAUCAGAUGAAUACUGCCCUACUGUUUUUACUUGCAAAGUUCAACUGCCCGCACCAGAAAGUCGCUAUCAAAUUAUUCUCUCACUCACUCUACCAUUUUCACGUAUGUGGCAGCCUGGCUUUGUGUCUGUCUUCUUCAGUGAAUGCCUGUUAUAUAAUUUUUCUGUCUGGUGCACUUGCAUCUCUAAAUUGUAACAAAUAAAGAGAAAAACCAUUUGUUAAUAGAGGAAAAUCUAUUGAUAUUCAGGUGGUGCAUUCACUUGAUAAGGCACAUCUUCUGCUCACCAAUUUAGCCUUUCUUUCAGUUUUAGCAUUUCUUGUUGUUUUAGUUCAGCAUACCUAUCCAAUUAUGAUAGCACAUUAAGUUCAGCAGAUUAGUUAGCAAUUUAGCCUUUCUUGCUGUUUUUUGAACAUACCAUAUUCUUUUCUCAUGGGUGCUCAAUUUUAAUUAGUUUGUGCUACCAUGGCUGAGGAUAUUUGGACCCUAAAACUUCAAUUUGAGGGGGACCCUCCAGGACAGAAAAUGGUGCAAAGGGAAAUGGACAAAGAUGAGAUAUGUUUCUUCAACUUGAUUGAACUGAUUGAGGAAUAUGGAUACACAUCAGUUGACUAUGUAUACUACAAGAGAAGAGAUGGUUUGGUUGCAAUACAAUGGGAUUCAGAUGUGAUGCAAAUGCUUGAAGAGAAUGAGAGCAAAAGGAAGGUUAGCUUGUUUGUGACGAAGCAGAGAAUGGCCACCAUAGCACCUACCAAAUUCAAUGAAGAACCUACCAAUUCUGCAGAAAAUAAAAAUAAAGGGAAAAGGGGCACAAAGGAAAAGCAGCGCCUAAAUGUAAUCCAAAUCAAAGAACAAUAUUAUAAUGAGGUUGAUCAGCACCAUGACAAUACCAUCCAGCAAACACAAGGUGAUGGCAAUAAUGUAAUCAAGCGAAAGGGAACGGUUUUGACACAUGUUUGGGAUUUACCUAAGGAUAAACGUAUAUUAGUGAAAUGCAACCAACUUGGGCAACCUAUUGGAAAAGAAGGUGGUCUGUUAGGCCAAUUUUUAGGAACUAUAGCACGGAACGGUGGUUAUUGCCCAAUAGAUGUCAAUGAUUGGAGAAAGAUAAAGAAGGAUAGUGCUGAAACCAUACUUCAAUGUAUUCAGACAAAGUUCUUGUAUCCUCGAUCAUGUGAGAAAUGGAUACUGAAAUCGAUAGGGAGAGAUUGGAGAAAAUACAAGUCAAUAUUGAAAAAGAAGUUAUUUAGUCCAAAGAAGAAAAGGUCAUACUUAUACAAGCUUUGUCCAGAUGAUAUUGAUGAAGACCAGUGGAAAUCCUUAGUAAAAUAUUGGAAGUCAUCUGAAGGAAAGGCUCUUAGUGAGAAGAACAAACUAAGUUGUCAAAUGAAGAAGACAACACAUUCAGGGGGUACAAAGAGUUUUGCACGUUGGUCCGAGGACAUGGUGAGUAUUUUUUAUUACUAAAUAAAAUCUUCUAUUAAUUUCUUAUCAUUUUAGUAUUGUUUUUUUCUAGAGACAAGGUGAUCCCAUAAAAAAACAACCACAUAGAGCACAAGUUUACUUAGCAACUCACAAGAAAAGGGUCAAGGAGGCAAAUCAUCCUGUGGUUCAGCUGGAAAACCUUAUAGAAAAGCAACCAGAAUUAGCACAAAAUUGUGAGGGAAGGGUUGCGUGGGAAGGUGAUGCACUACAUCAAGUAUUGGGAGAGGAUAAAUCUGGA